This is a messenger RNA of Puma concolor (puma), 1122 nucleotides long. It is a transcript of the gene XKR9, whose product is annotated as XK related 9. The record is from RefSeq and is a predicted model, not a curated record. Gene Ontology annotation, cellular component: membrane. NCBI's taxonomy places the organism in Eukaryota, Metazoa, Chordata, Mammalia, Carnivora, Felidae.
AUGAAAUACACUAAAUUGAAUUUUAUGAUGUCAGUUCUUGGCAUUGUAAUCUAUAUAACUGAUUUAAUUGUGGACAUCUGGGUGUCUGUCAGGUUUUUCCAUGAAGGACAAUAUGUUUUUGGUAUUUUAACAGUAAGCUUUAUGUUCUUUGGAACACUUGUGGUUCAGUGUUUUAGUUAUUCUUGGUUCAAGGCUGAUUUAAAAAAAGCAGGCCAAGAAAGUCAGCAUUGUUUUCUUCUACUUCAUUGCUUGCAAGGAGGAGUUUUUACAAGGUAUUGGUUUGCCUUGAAAAAAGGUUAUCAUGUGGCUUUCAAAUACAGCAGCAAAACUGAUAACUUCAUGGAAGAACAAAUUGAUCAGCAUAAAGAAGUUAUAGAUAGAAUGACUGAUCUGAGCAUGCUCAGGCUGUUUGAGACCUACCUGGAAGGCUGCCCACAGCUUGUUUUGCAGCUCUACACCCUUCUGGAACAUGGUCAAGCAAAUUUCACUCAGUAUGCUGCCAUCAUGGUUUCUUGCUGUGCUAUUUCUUGGUCGACUGUUGAUUAUCAAGUAGCUUUAAGAAAAUCCUUGCCUGAUAAAAAUCUCCUUAAUGGAUUCUGUCCUAAACUCACAUACCUCUUUUACAAAUUGUUUACAUUAUUAUCUUGGAUGCUGAGUGUUGUACUUCUUUUGUUCAUAAAUGUUAAGAUUGCAUUAUUUCUGUUGUUAUUUCUUUGGUUUUUAGGGAUAUUGUGGGCAUUUAAAAAGCAAACUCAGUUUUGUGCUUCUAUAAGUAUGGAAUUCUUAUACAGAGUUGUUGUUGGAUUCAUACUUACCUUUACAUUUUUUAAUAUUAAGGGACAGAACACCAAAUAUCCAAUGUUCUGUUAUUAUAUUGGAAGGGUACUGGUCACAGUGGGGAUAUCAAUUGUGUUUUGGGUUUGCCCAGUCUCUAUUUUUAAUUCAGACUAUUUUAUACCUAUCAGUAUCACUAUAGCUCUUAGUCUGGUCCUUGGAAUUAUUUUUCUUAUUGUUUAUUAUGGGACUUUGCAUCCAAACAGAAAUGAAGAAACAAAACCUGAUGAAAUUGAUGGAAUAGCAGCUGAAAGAGAUUGUAGAAUGAAGUAUUUUCUAAUGGAAUAG